This is a messenger RNA of Cryphonectria parasitica EP155, 1826 nucleotides long. RefSeq lists its product as uncharacterized. Bases 403 to 1653 code for a protein of 416 amino acids. Gene Ontology annotation, molecular function: heme binding; monooxygenase activity; iron ion binding. NCBI's taxonomy places the organism in Eukaryota, Fungi, Ascomycota, Sordariomycetes, Diaporthales, Cryphonectriaceae. The transcript is spliced from 6 exons. The record is from RefSeq and is a predicted model, not a curated record.
GAGAAUCCUCCACCUCCAUCCGAGUCCUUCGAGCGUGAAAUCGAUUGCCAGAAAUCAACCAGCCAUCGCAAGAACCGACAAAUGGUUAUUCUGAGCCAACCGCUAUGUCCAAGCCCCUAGAGACGUCACUUCAAGGCCAUCUGGGGGGCUGGCUAGGCAUCAGCAUCCCUAUGGGUCAAUUGCUGGCUGCUAUAGGUGCAUCGAUUGUUGCGUAUUGCGUAGCCAAAGUCAUCUACAGGUUUUACUUUCACCCUCUUUCCAAGUAUCCUGGUCCAAAAUUGGCUGCUGCUACUGAUUUAUGGUGGGCCUACGCAAGGCGACAUUGUCCGCAUUGCUCCGAAUGAGCUUGUUUUCGGCAAUCCUCAGGCAGCACGAGACAUAUAUCUUCCACACGUCAAGAAUAUGGAGCUGUUCGUACAGCCCGGAUAUGAUACCCUGGACACAGGAGACGGCGGUAUCACAUGGGAGACAAAUCCCGCCAAACAUCGAGAGAUAGCCAAGAAGCUGGCACCGGCAUUCAGUACCAAGAACUUCAGGGCGAAAGAGGCCACUGUCCAGAAGCACGUUGACCUUUUCAUAAAGAGGCUGAUAGAGGUUGGCGCACAACAGAGGGGAGUCGAUCUCCGACUCUGGACGGAAUGGUUGGCAUUAGAUCUCGCUGCGGAUAUGACGUAUAGCCAGGACAUGGGUCAUGUGCGAAAUGCAAAGAGCUCAGAAUUUCUUGAUACAGCUCUGAAGCUAAACUUCUUCGGAGCAGUGACUAAUAUCGCAGCGAAAUUCCGCUUUCUCACGCCCUUCAUAUACCUUUGCAUCCCUCCGUCCGUAUGGCUAUCUAUGCCUCGUCUUAUCAAGAUGAAUAGCGAAGACGUCAAGAUACGUAUCAGCCGUAGAGGCAAAACAGAGCAUCUCGACUACUUUGAGCAGCUGGCCCCGGCUGAUAAGCCUGAGCCUAAGGACAAAAAGCAGAUAUUCCAUUUGCAGAAUAUAGCAGGGCAACUGCUUCUGGCUGGCUGGCAGCCCAUGUCGCAUCAGUCGUACUCUGUUAUCUGUCAACUCCUUAAGAAUCCACGCGUUUAUGCAACCCUGGUGGAGGAGGUGAGGUCAACGUUCAAAGACUCUAAUGAGAUCAGCACCGAUACAACAGCGACUUUGAAGUAUCUGCAAGCUUGCAUCAACGAGAGUCUUCGAAUGCAUCCAGAUACUGUUGACGGGCUGCCACGCAUAAGCCCUGGUGCUGUGGUUGACGGGAAGUUUAUCCCAAAAGGAGUCAUCUGCCAACACAGUCAUUUCGCCGCCGCAAGGAGCCCACGCUUCUUUGCAGAGCCCCUUGAGUUCCAUCCUGAGCGCUGGUUAGCGCCGGACCAUCCUUGUUUCGACCAAAAGUUCAAGGAUGAUAACCUGAAAGCUUCUAUGCCUUUCAACCAGGGAACUCGAGCCUGCACAGGCUCGAGUAUAGCCCUGGCUGUGCUCCGUCUAUUCCUCGCCAAGGUUCUGAUGCACUUCGACCUGGAAGCAGUGCCAGGUCAGGAUGAAGUGUUGUUUGACGAGCAUUACAAGUACCUCGCGUUCUGGGAGCGACCACCAUUUCGCGUGCGGUUCAAACGUGUUGAUGACACGAGCACUCCUGAGCAUGGCAAGCUCAAUCAUGUCUAAGAAACAUCUCUGGAUGUCGAGUUAUGUGUUAUAAUCAGGCAUUUGGCUCCCAGCGGUCUUCGAUCCAUUCAACUCGCGCACGAAUGUCUCUUGUAGCUGACCAACGAGCUCUCUUGUGAUACGAAUCUCUUAUUUCACAGCAUAGCAAUACCAUAAUCAUGGGAUUCAUCCUC